This is a messenger RNA of Bufo bufo (common toad), 3657 nucleotides long. It is a transcript of the gene EMP3, whose product is annotated as epithelial membrane protein 3. Lineage: Eukaryota; Metazoa; Chordata; Amphibia; Anura; Bufonidae. Gene Ontology annotation, cellular component: plasma membrane. The record is from RefSeq and is a predicted model, not a curated record. The transcript is spliced from 5 exons. The coding region runs from base 165 to 656 and encodes 163 amino acids.
AGGGCUGGAGAGCAAACACUUCAUGUACACUCCCUCUUAAGGCAUCACUUCUAUGUGACCAGCUACAGCACCACAGAGAAAAAGGCAGGAGAAGACCAUCUCCUUAAAAGAAGUUACUUUUUUGAGCUCAGACAUCUUCUUGGUUGCCCGCAGAAGAUCAGAAGAUGAGUCUUCUCCUAUUUGGUGUUACUGCCCUGCAUAUCAUUAUCUUGAUCAUCCUCUUCGUUGCCACCCUUGACAGUUCUUGGUGGGUGCUCUCACAAGAUGAGACCCUGAACCUGUGGCAUGACUGCAUUUUUAACAACAAUUCGGAAAGCUGGAUGUGCUCCUCGGUGUCUACAAAUGAGUGGUUCCAAGCGGUGCAGGCUCUGGUGGUGCUCUCUGUCCUGUUUUCCAGCUUUUCCUUCAUGCUGUUCAUGUGCCAGCUCUACAACAUGGAGAAAGGGGGGCUCUUUUAUGCAACGGGUGCCUUUCAAAUUCUUGCCAGUCUGGCUGUGUUUUCUGGAGCAGUCAUCUAUACAACCCAUGUGACAGAAUUUCAUAAAGAUAAGGGUGAAGGAGGAUCCUUUGGCCACUGCUAUGUAUUGGCUUGGGUGGCCUUCCCGCUCAGCAUGUUGAGUGGCAUCAUGUACAUCCACCUAAGAAAACGGGAGUAACAGAAAGAGACAUUUUCUUUACCGCAAAUGAAGAGCUCUAAACAGACUAUGAGAAGACCACCUGCUGGGUUUGUCAUGUGAACGUGUGGCCCAUUGGAUUUGACACGUACUAAUAAUAUUCUUUAUUACUCCCACUUCAUGGAUUGGCACAUUCCCAGAAAUAAUUGUCAGGUAUUACUAAAUAGGAUUUGUGAAGAGACCACAUAUUUGUACCCAUCAGCUUGAAAACCAAUGCGAUGUUCUGGAGAAUAAUGCUUUGUAAGAUGUCCUCUUCUUUUUCUUGUCAUAAUGUUAGCAUUUACGAUUGAAAAAGUCGUUCUAAAAGAAAUACAUUAUAUAUGCUGCAGAAGUUCUAUCAUAAAGCACAUGAAGGUAAGACGGCAGGCAGAAGCUGUUUCCAAGAUGACCUUGAAAAUAGCUUCUGCUCUUCCUACUGUUGUAUAUACUAUAACAUUAGAUAUAUAAAUAUAUAUUUUUACAUUCAAGACUGAGGAUAUAAAGGUGUUGUUUGCAUUCAGAUUAUAGCUCUGGUAUAGAUCCACUGUAAUUAUUAUAUUAGAUAAUUACACCACUAGCAAUUCCAUAAUAUAAUGUGAUUGAAAAGGACCCGUCACCUCGUCUGACAUGUCUGUUUUACUAGUAAUAUAAUUAUUCUGGAGCAUAUUUUCUUAUCACUCUUCAUUGUACUACUACCGUACUGGGUAUUUCCCGUUUAGGGUGUGCCCCUGCACAUUGUCCAAUGUGUAGAGACACAUCACUUUCACUAGAGGGAAUCACAACACCCAGUUUUCAAUUCAUUCAUAUAUUUUAGAAGGAAUAACAGAGGAUCGGCACAAUGUAGAGACCUAACAAAAGAUGCUCCAGAACAUGUCGCAUGUCAGGAGUAAAGACCGGAACUCUUUAACAAAAUUGCCCCCGUCACAAGCAAGACUAAUGCCAUAAUAGGGUGGCAAGAGGUUUGCAUCAUUAACUUCUGUCGGCAGAACACAGUCUCUAUUUAUUCUGUACGAUGUCCUGACUGGAUAGUGUGUUCAUAGAAUACAGGCUUCAGUAGAGGAUGUCCAUGGUCUGCAGGCCUGUUCCAUACAAUGAUAUUAUAAGAAUAUUAUAAUUUUAUAUUACAUUGUUAAAGGAGUUGUUGAAUCACUUAAGAUCCCUUCCCAUAAAUAUGGAUGUCAAAAGUACGGGAAGGAUUCUCGCCUUGUGAAACCCCACUAACAAAGCAGGACUCUUGCUCCAUCAGACCCUUCUAUGUAUUUCGAGGUCAGUCAUUCAUUUGAAUGUCCGUCAUGUAACACUACGUGCAGGGGAAAUAUGUGGCCAAGUAGGACUUCCUCGUCGGUAAUAGAGUUUCUGAAGUCGGUCCCGUGGCAAUCAUCUAAUCACUGGACCAGCUUGUAUUAAAAGGAGGUGUCUUAAUCAGAGGCAUAACUACCAUAGCGGCAGACCAUGUGACUGCUAUGGGGCCCAGGGCAAGAUGGGGCCCAGUCAUAGUUGGGAUUAUCUCCUCUUCUACUGGAAAGCAGUGGAAAAAUGGCCCAAGGGUUAUGGCAGAAACUAUUCUGUCCUGUGUGUGUGGGGGGGCGGGCUGGUUUGAUCCUUGCUAUGGGGCCCUUACUUCUCUAUCUACUCCACUGGUCUUAAUAAUCCCUUUAACGUCCUUUAACAUUAUAUCAGGGAACUGCUAGUUCAGCAAUUAGUAACUACAAAGUAAAUCAGCAUUUUAACUAAGUUGAACCUCUUUAGUGCAAGUAUAAAUAGAAUACUGUUUGCUGUAUGUGAAGAGUAUUUAGCACACAUGUAUAGCAUUCUGCACCUGCUUAGUAGUUUGAAAGGAAAUGCUGGAACGUCCAAAAUAUUUGAAAGGGCACUGGAGGUUCGAAGGUGCCAAAUUCCACAGCAUAGCUAAAGCAAGGGAGCAAUCAGACCUCUGUGCAGUAAUAGUCCAACUGUAUACAAUGUAUCAUUACUAAAUAAAUGCUUUUCUAAUCUGAAACUUCUGUGAUCUAGGAAUUAGUUGUAUUAUCAGCAGAGUCCUAAAUAGAGACACUACCCCUUAUGUUUCUUUUAUGGCGGAUUUACACCGCACCAUUGUCAAUCAGCACAUUUCUGAUAAUCUGCUUGUGGAAAUGUGCUGGCGUCGUGAAUUCAUCAUUUAUGCAGCACUGUAAAGGGGUUAUCCAACCCCUAUAAUGACCUCUCCCCCAAUACCCAGGCCCCCCAUCCCCGGCGCUCCUGAUCCCUGCACAGCCGCCGCCACGAUGCUACUGAGGCUCGUCCCAUUUGCAGCCUGCUAUUUGCUGCUCUCCCUCAUCGCUGGAUCUUUUGAUCCGCGCAACGUGGAGAUGCAGCGGCGGCCAUGCGGGGAUCAGGAGCGACGCAGGUGCCUGGGAGCAGAGUAAGUAUAAUCUAUAUGAGGGGCAGGGGCAUUGGGGGGUCAUUAUACGGGUUGAUAAUGAUAACCCCUUUAAAUCAAUGAAUCUGUAUAAGGAAGAGCCCCAGUAGCCAUCACUCAUCCUCAUACAGUGGAGGUGAUUGCUGCAUGUAAAUGUAGCUUUCUCCUCCUCUGACAAGCAGGCGAUUAUUGGGAAGGAAUGGUCCCUUCCUGAUAAUUGCCUGCUCGCUCAGCGCCUGUCUGUUGUCAUCCAUACUGGUCCAUCAUAGUUCUUGCUAGAGUUCAGCACAGUGCUUUUGUGGUAUUAUUGACAUACAGUAAUUAUGUAUAUUCUGCUUUAGGCUGUGUUCACACAGGUGAUGGUAUGCAACUUUCUGCUUUCUUAUAAAAUAUGAAAGAAUAAAGCAGGCAAAACUCCCUUUGUGAACCUGGCCUUAUACAGACAGAUGCUAUCACUUUCUUGUGUUGAGGUAUGAAUUGCGGCUCAGCACAUUAGAACUGUGCAGCCCUUUUUUGUAUGUAGUCUAAAAUGUGUUCAUUGCUUAUUGCAUUGUGAAAAUGUCUUAACCUUGAUAAACCUAACAAAUAUAUUUUUCUUUAAACUGA